Molecule: messenger RNA, 4986 nt
Organism: Brassica oleracea var. oleracea
Lineage: Eukaryota; Viridiplantae; Streptophyta; Magnoliopsida; Brassicales; Brassicaceae
Product: TMV resistance protein N-like
Exons: 9
Coding region: 1109-4588 (1159 amino acids)
Biological process (GO): defense response; signal transduction
Molecular function (GO): protein binding; ADP binding
Source: RefSeq, a predicted model, not a curated record
UUCACUGAACAAUCCAAGCAAAAAUUCGACGGGAUUUUUCAGCUUUUCCGGUGAUCUCCAUGGCAUCUCGAUACUACCUAUGUGCUCUCGCAACCCUUGUGCCUUUCUCCGAUCUAGGUUCAGAAACAUAUCCCGACGUGCAAUUGGAACUCCGGCGAAUCUUUGCAGGCAGCGAUUCCAUCCGGCGAAAUUCUAAUCGAGUCCGCCUCCGCCGAAGGUGAAUCCCUAAAUCGUUUUCCAAUUGUAACAGCUCCUGAACGAGAACAUCCCGAUCACAGUAUGAUUGAUCACACGGAUCUGCUCAAGCUUUGAUCUGAAUCUACUGCGUUUGUUGGCUGACAGAGGAGAAGAGAAUCAAAAUGUUCUCGAGUACUUUAAUUUCCAUUUGCGUGCAGCUGAAUCAACCAUUGCCUAGUCGCUUGAUGCUCUGAUCAUAGUUUUGAUGCUACGACUUCACAUUUUCGUUUGCUUACCAAAUUCCACACUCCAUCUGUUCGAUUAAAUUCCGAGAUAGCCAUCGAAAUCGUUUCUCCUUUGUACGUACUCUUUGUCAUGAUUAGUGAAUAUCCAGAACACAGCUCAUCAAUCACUUUUUCUGUUCUCUGGUGUUUACCACAUUGUUCUGAAAUGCUCAGGCCUAGUACAGGCGAAGAAGAACUGUAGCAGAGAUGGAGACAGGUCGGUGGAGGGGAAGGAGAUUAGGCGGUCCCGAACAAGGCCAUCUAGGGCUUGACGAAUACCAACCGCAGGGGUGGAGACAGCUGUGAAGAUGCGUGCGUUGCGCUCCCUCCAGAUAAGAUAUGAAAGUGAUUGUAGUAUGAGCUUUAUGACUGGCGAGGCCUUCGGACCAAGACGUUCGCGAGAGAUCAAAGCAGCAGCAGAGUGAAUAUCUGAUGGGGUAUCAGGCAAGAUUGCCUGUGCAAAGUGCAACCAUAUGCUGGAAAAGUAGUCACAUUCGAAGAAGAGGUGAUGGUGAGUUUCAGUACCCGUUGAGCACAACACACACUCAGGAGGAACAUUUAGUCCCCAGCGUCUGAGGCGAUCUCGUGUAGGUAAUCUCCGCAAGAGGAUCAACCAAGUUUUGUGUAGUAGCUUCUCCACUAUUCUGAUGAUUCCAGGUAUGGGUGAUUCCAGUGGACAAACUCGGGAGCGAUGGAGCUACGAUGUGUUCUUAAGUUUCCGUGGACCAGAUGUGCGCAGCGGUUUCUUAAGCCAUCUCUACAAGAGUCUAGUGAGAUCUGGUAUAUACACAUUCAAGGACGAUAGAGAACUAGAGAUAGGAGAAAGCAUACCCCCGGAGCUGAUGAAGGCCAUUAAAAACUCCAAAAUUUACGUUGUUGUUUUAUCCGAGAGCUAUGCUUCAUCAUCGUGGUGCCUUGAUGAGCUCGUGCACAUUAUGCGGUGCUUGAAAAACGACCCCGGACACCUGGUAUUCCCAGUUUUCUACAAAAUUGAGCCGUCGCAUGUACGCAGACAAAGUGGACCAUUUGGUGAAUCCUUUCAUAAACACCGCAUAAUGUGCACGAGUCGAGAGAGCAAGUGGAAAGGGUAUCAGUGGAGGAAAGCUUUGACCAGUAUUGCAAAUUUGAAAGGGUAUCACAGUAGUAAUGGGGAUAGUGAUGCAGAAUUGAUCGACCAAUUGACUAGAGACAUUCUCCGAGUGUUGCCUAGUUCAUACUUGCAUUUACCAACAUAUGCCGUUGGUAUUAGACCACGUGUAGGUCGUAUCAAAGAGCUAAUGUGCUUUGGUUUGGAUGAUGUUCAGAUUAUUGGAAUCUGGGGAAUGGCUGGGAUUGGUAAAACAACGUUAGCCAAGGCUGCCUUUAACGAGUUCUCACAUCGUUUUGAAGGAAGAAGUUUCCUAGAAAACUUUAGAGAUUACUUCAAGAGACCUGAUGGGAAGCUUCAUCUUCAGAAGAAGCUUCUUUCGGAUAUCUUAAGGAAGGAUGAAGCUGCGUUCAACAACAUGGAUCAUGCGGUGAAACAAAGAUUUCGCAACAAAAGGGUACUUGUUGUAAUUGAUGAUGUUGAAGACAUAGUUCAGCUUCAUUCUGUCGGAAUAUAUUUGAGCUGUUUUGGUCCAGGAAGCAGGAUAAUCAUUACAACCAAGAACAAGCAUCUGUUAGAGCAGCUUGACGUAGAAAAUAUAUAUUCACCCAAGGAACUUAACGCUGAUGAAGCUCUUGAUCUUGUAAGCUGGCAUGCCUUUAGAAGCAGUGAACCUCCUGAAGAGUUUCUCCAGUUCCCGAAAAGAUUGGUUGAAUACUGUGGAGGACUACCCUUGGCUAUGGAAGUCUUGGGUGCUUUUCUCUACAAAAGAAGCGUUUCGGAGUGGAAAAGCACGUUGAAAGCGUUGAAAAGAAUACCGGAUGAUAACAUUCAAGCAAAGCUUCAGAUCAGCUUUGAUGCGCUAAACGCCUCGCAGAAAGACAUAUUCUUGGAUAUAUCUUGCUUCUUCAUUGGGAUGGAUAAAGACUAUGUAGAUUGCAUCUUGGAUGGAUGCGAAUUAGAGCCUGUCGCAGGACUCAAGGUGUUAAAGGAGAGGUGUCUCAUUACGAUCCAUGAUAACAGCCUGAUGAUGCAUGACUUACUACGAGACAUGGGAAGAUAUAUCGUCAAAGGAACAUCUCUGAGGAACUGUGAGAGAUGGAGUAGAUUGUGGGACCGGGAACAUGUUAUAGAUGUAUUGGCAAACUAUUCUGGAACAGAUGAAACUGAAGGACUUAGCUUGAAGGCUGACGUUACGGCUGUUGAGAACUUUGAGGUUAAAGCAUUUUCAAUUCUACGUAAGCUGAGACUGUUACAGCUCUGUCAUGUAGCACUCAACGGAAGCUAUGAAAACUUUCCAAAAGGUUUUCGAUGGCUUUGCUGGCUUGGGUUUCCUGAGGAAUCUUUCCCCAUAAACUUACAUUUGAGAAGUUUAGUUGUCAUGGACAUGCAGAAAAGCAACCUUAAACGACUUUGGAGUGAUCAGAAGCCUCAUGAGUCCCUUAAGGAGUUAAAAUACCUUGACCUCAGUCACUCUAUCCAGCUUACAGAGACUCCAGACUUCUCUUAUCUCCCAAACCUUGAGAAGCUGUUCUUGAUAAACUGUCAAAGAUUGGCUAAAGUUCACGAGUCCAUAAAGGUUCUUCAAGGAAGCCUGAUUCUAAUAAAUCUGAGUGGUUGCAUCAAGCUUGGUGAACUCCCGUUGGAACUCUAUACGUUGAAGUUGCUAGAAACCCUCAUUCUCUCCGGAUGCUCGCAGCUUGAGAGAUUGGAUGAUGCUUUAGGUGAACUAGAGUCCUUGACAAUUCUCAAAGCUGAUUAUACUGCUAUAACGCAAAUCCCUUCCUCGAGUGAUCAACUUAAGAAGCUGAAAGAGUUAUCUCUUCAUGGCUGCAAGGAGUUAUGGAAGCACAGACAGUACACCAACUCUGAUGAAAGCUCUCAAGUGGCUCUGUUAAGCCCGCUCUCAUUAAACGGUUUAAUCUGCUUAAGGACUUUGCGUUUAGGUUCCUGCAAUCUAUCUGAUGAGUUGGUUCCUGCAAAUCUUGGGAGUUUGUCUUCUCUUGAGGAACUUGACCUUCAAGGCAACAACUUUCGUAACUUGCAAACGGAUUUUGCUGGUCUUCCAAGUCUACAGAUUCUUAAAUUGGAUAAUUGCUCAGAACUUCGAUCCAUGUUUAGUUUACCAAAGAAGUUGAGGUCUUUAUACGCGAGAAACUGUACUGUGUUGGAAAGAACUCCAGACUUACUGGAGUGUUCGGUGUUGCAAUCACUGCACCUCACAAAUUGUUACAAUCUCGUUGAGACCCCAGGGCUGGAGGAACUGAAAACAGUUGGAGCCAUCCACAUGGAAAUGUGCAACAAUAUACCUUAUUCUGACAGAGAAAGAAUCAUGCAGGGAUGGGCUGUUGGUGCCAAUGGGGGAGUUUUUGUCCCGGGGUCGACCAUUCCAGAGUGGGUCAAUUUCAAGAAUGGGACACGUUCAAUCUCUUUUACUGUCCCUGAACCAACUUUAAAUUCUGUUCUGGUCGGGUUUACCGUGUGGACAACAUACGUGAGUCAACAAGAUGAUGUGAUGUCUGUAUACAUUCCAAAGAUCACAUUGAAGAAUCAAACCAAGGGAGAUGUGUGGAGCCGCAAUCCAGCAACAGAUCUCAUUCGUAUGUACCGUGAAAAACACAUCUGGCAAGGGCACUUUUCAAAUGAAGAUUUCUUGUUAGAAACAAGGGAUGAAGUGGAAGUUUCUGUGGAUUUUGGAGAUAAAGUCGCCAUUCUUGAGACAGGACUAACUCUUGCUUACAGGGAAGUCCCUGAAGUCCCAAUUGAACAACUGACUGAAACAGGUGAUGAAGUUGAUAAUGAACAACUGACUGAAACAGAUGAUGAAGUUGUCAUUGAUGAAAGCCAAAGAAGACCUCCCAGGAAAAUGGGAAUGGGUUUAAAGACACUUCUGGGGGCGUUUGGUUUGUUAGCAUUCAUUGUUGUUCUUGGAAAACAUGGUAGACCCCUGCGCCGCCACAACCACCUCCGCAGGAAUGAAGUUGAAAAGGAUAAGGAGAAAAAUGCCACACUCCCCAUUUUCUCUUUUUUAGAUUACUAGGUUUCAAAAUGGUUUCUUGAUCUAGCUAUUGAUUUCAGAUUGAUGGUUCUGAAUCUUAAUAGAACGCUUGCUGGUGUUAUUCUAGAAUGGCUUGGAUGGUGGAAUCAGAAUGAACAUUACAACAAGAAACAUGCACUUGUUUAAAGCAGCUUCAGUGGGAGAAAACAUCUACUCACUGAAGGAAUUUGUUGGUAAUGAAUCUCUCUUCAGUUCUUUCCCAUUUAGACAAACUAUUGUAGCAGAUUUUUACAAUUUUUACCUUAAGGUUUACUUUGUUGUGAAAUUGAUCAUCUACAUUUUACCUUUAAACGAUCCUCAAUGAAUACUAAUGAUGGCAAAAAGGUCAGAUGGCCUUGUAGGCAUUUGUUAAAGCAAGAGAGCAUUUUUUACAUUUUCUA